AUGGCUGAACCAGCAUACUUCCCGUCGCUAGACAAGUGUCUUGCCGGCGACGACCUGCUCAUGCCAUGGACGACUGCUUAUAACGUGCUCUGCGACCUUCCCGUGGCCGUGCGAUCGUACACCCUCGAGUACUUCCUCAAUACGCCCGAAGCGCUCAAAGCCAUCGAAAAUCCGUUCGAACCAUUUGGAACGCGAUCACCUGAAAGCAAGGCCAGGUUCGAGACCAAGACCGCGCCCAUACAUGUUACACAAGGUAAUGGCGCAAAAGACCUGGAGCAGCUGAAGAAGGAUGCUCUGUGGCUCUCGGAGCAGGUGCAGAUCGAGGAAGAAGCCGCGCUGAGGAUUGCAAUUGUGGAAUCGCAGCAAAGACCCAUCCAACAGCUCUUAACGUUCGGCGGGCAGUCACAGGUCGACGUGGCUGAGAGCAACGAAUUUGGUGUGUCAAUGUUCGCGCGAAGUACUGCGGCUCUGGCGGCCAGCGCAAACGGGACGCCAACCUCAUCCCCCGACUUCGGCGACGACGAAGUACGGCAGUUGAGCCUACUGCAAGCGUACUUGGAUGAGCGACAUGCUAUCCUGAAGCUGGCAGCCGAGCUCAUUGGGCGGCACGUUUGCGACGAGCAGAACGUGGACGAAAUCAAUGGACUGUGGAUCGAUAGGCUGGCGAAGCGCGUUGCGGCCGGUGACUCCUCCACUGUGACGCCGAACAAAGCCCACAACAGCACCAUUCGUAACGCAAUCGCAGCGGUGCGGCAGUGUCUGGAACAUAUAGACGACCGUAGGAAAUGGCCUACCGUUUUCACGAAAGUGCCAGAGAGCGAAACCAUCUAUGCAACAGCCACAUAUUGGAGGUUAACGGAUCUAUUACGACACAUACUGGCCCGGGUGAGGUGGUUGAGCAUACGGCACGAGUUGACGGAUGCCGAAACUGUGCAGUCGUGGUUUAAGUUGAUGGACGACGCCAACUUCAUUGGGUAUUUGGGCGCUCCUGUACCGUCGUUAAACGCGGAGAUACCGCAGUGCCUUGCCGGAAUGGUAUCGCUUGCAGUGGUACAGCUACCGCAGGCAGUUCAACAUGUCGAUCAGAUGGUGACAGACCAGCCUCGUGACGGCGUACAGUACCCUGCACUUACGAAGGAGAGCGGUUCCCUCUGCAGCGCUGAUUGCGCUCGCACAGUUACUAAAGCCAUGUACAACGCCGCAAGAGGCAACAACACCAUUGCAGCGCCCGUAAUGUAUGCCUGGGCUCUCAUCGCGACGCAGAUUAGGAAUCUCAUUGCCAUGGAGAACAACAAGCGUGAGGCGCGCGAGCUUCGACUCGUGGACAGCUCCAGUGACGCUGAGCGCGCUACGACUGCAACCAGGCGCGGCUCGAGGGCGCCCGCUGACAGCGAGAUCAGGCUGCUUUGGGACUGGUUCCUUAAUCCCGAUCUAGAGGAAGUAGGACCGGAUCCGGCGCGCUUCUUCAUGGUGGCAGCAGUCGAUAGGUUGAACGCUUAUGGUGCCGUUUCGUGGACAAGCAGUGUGAUCACUGCGGCGUACGGCUCGGAACCUACAUUGCCUACCGCACUCAUGACCCGUGGGCAUCUGUAUGACCUUCUCCGACAAGGCCUGGACGCGGUGGGCUACGAGUCCAUAUCCUUCGAUGCGACACUUGCUGUGUUGACGCCAGGUAUGCCUCAUCAGAGCCUCGACCACUUCACGGCAUUAUCAACCAAAUUCAUGGCGGACGAUGAGCGCUUUCGACCUGCAGUACUCGACGAAGCUCUCGCCAGGUACCCGUACGAGCUGACUCCGCUGUUACAACUCUGCACAAUUCUUGCCGCUGGCGAACAUGACUAUGCGGAUGGAUCGCCCACCAUUGUGCAAGUGCUGGAGAACGUCAAGACGGUAACACUCAUGGUACCGGAGCACUUCCGCUCUUACACGCUGGAGAACGAAGACGAAAACGCGAACGGUAUGGCGCUUACCGCAGACUUACCCAUCUUCGCCCCGCGCCAGGAGAGCUUUGCUGGCGAGCGGCGACUUAUUAUGGACCGAGCCAUGGCGGAAGCGGAGGAAGAAGGACCGCGUAAUGUCAUGGUCGUCCCAGCUGGCGCCUCUGGCAUCGUGGCAAAAGAGGACCGGCCAAUGGUGCUGGCGCUGAAACAUCCUCACUCCGCUUUGGAAUAUGUUGGUCUCCUGCUCUCCACACUCUUGCCUGGCAGUGACAUUGUACCAGCCCACCUGACCGAGGAGAUGGAUCGGCAAACUGCAGCGGACAUCGUCGCGCUCAUUACUGCUCUCCUCACAGCUUCGCUCAAGCAAGACGAGAGCGGUGAAGAUGCACGAUUCAUCCUUGGCCGUGUAGGAUUCGCUCUGCAUGACGAGACAGACAUCGCCGCCGUCAUCGGCGAGCUUUUUGAGCUCGAGCUCCUCUCACACCUGGAUCAGGCGGCUCAGCCAGGGUCCUUGGAGCUCUGUGUCGCUUGCGCCGAGUUCUUUACCAAAUUGACAUGGAUCUCGCCUGAACGCGUGUGGUCAUUGCUGGCCCGGAGUAGCCUCCUAGGCGCAAUUGGCGGGACAAGUGCAUUGGCUGCAGUGGUCGGAGGCACGGAGGCUCACAUCAACUGUUUCCGCUUCCUGGCCGCUGUCUCGAAGUUAUACAACGAGUGUCUGCAAGAUGCUGUUGCCGGCCUUGUGAAGCGGAAGAGUCGGCCUGCGCGAGCGAAUAGCAGUCGCUUUGACUCACCCAUGAUGGGCUCUGACACGACACCGGAACGUACAAUCGGAUCUGUGCUCAACAAGUUUACAAGAGUGGCACUGGAUGCUUGCCAGAACUUCAAUACUUGGCGUUUCGCAAACGCACAGCAAAAGGGGGAGGUGAGCUCAUCACUGUUAGACGGCUUCGGCAUGCUGUUACGGUGGACGUACGGUCUUGACAAGCCCGCUACGUCGUUGGAUGUGCUGGCGAAGCAGAGAGACAGGAUCUCUGCACUGCUGGUGCCGGCCGCGGAGGUGGUGCUCAAUGCUUACGCGCCGUCCAAUGACGCCGCAGGCAGCACUUUGCAAGAGCCCCUGACUGCCACUUUCGCCGACGCGCUCACGGUCGAGGAUGAGAGCAUUCCUGUGCCGGAGCGAGGAGCAAUGAUCGAGCACAUUCAGUCUCUUUGCUCUUUCCUAUGCAGAGUCCUCCGAACAGCUAGGUUCGUCGAUGCUCCGCGUGCGUACCGUUUGGCCACCGAGCUGCUCAAGACUGUGCCCACCGUUGCGAUGCUGAUUGCGACCUCGCGUAUCUGGAAGCUGGAUAUUGCGACAUACCUUACCGAGCUAGUUCUGUCGCUCGACUGUACCACGGAGAACCCGCCUUCUCUGCUCAGCGGUCUUAGCACGGAGGCGGCUAAAGCUUUUCUCAUCAUUGUCGCGCAGCUGGACCGUCCGGUCGCUGACCUGGACACCGAAUGCGAGGUCUGGCGCUUCCUGACCGCCGUGCUCGAGAGCAGACAACAGUGGUUUUCGAUGUAUCUGCUUACUGGCACACUGCCGAAGGAUAAGCUCAAGAGUACCACAAGAGUAACAGAGGACACCAGAGCCAGGCCACUACUUGCAUAUGCGCUAGACGAGCUGUCACGCAUAACUCAGCUGGUACCUGCGCGCGCCAAGGCUAUGCUGCGUUUCGUCGCCGCGGCGCAGAGCGUGUGGGUGUGGUCAACGGUUUCUGUUCGCCAACAUCCCGACUUCCUUAAGAACGCACUGGCAUGGCUAGACGAGCUGCAGCCGCCGCAAAGAGGUGGCGCGAAAGAGCACGACUCUCUCGUAAGCGCCAGCGAGCAUCAGGCUGCAGCGUACCUUUGCGAGAUCCUGGCCGUCAAUCUGCACGCUUCGCUCGAAACGGGCAAUCAGGACGUACUGAAGCUGCUCGUCCCAAAGCUGGCCUUCCUGUCGAAGCAUGCUUGCGCCGUGGAUGCGUACAACCGCAGUCUCCAUCGCAACCUGGCGGAAAACAUGGGCCGCAGAUUUGGCGGUGUCAUUCUAGCCGACUUUAAGAAGACGGAAGCGAGUCCUACCGAACACGGCCGAGACUUUGCCUAUGAUUUCGACUUCGCAGACCGUGUGUUGCAGCAUCAGAGCAUGGCGUGGGGCAGCGUGAAUGAGACGAAGGCGCAAGGCUACGCUGCCGAAGUCAUCCGCGCGAAUGUUAACCUUAGUUUGCUGGACGCGCAGAUCAACCUGCUCAGAUCGUGGAAGACGCUCGCAAUGACGCUAGGCCAGUGUGUUAAAGCGGAUCAAGGCGUGCAGGAACCACUUAUUCACACGGUUGAGGCGAGCUUACGAGCGAAUGAGAUUGCGAACCUGGAGGAGCCAGGAAUGAUUGAGGCGGCGCAGAUCCGUGCCGAGCUCGCUUUUGUUGUGCUAUCGAAGCUCGUGGACGUCAAGUGCGGGAAGGCUGGGAUGAAGAACGUACUGUCGGGGGUGUGGGCUCUGGUCGUCAAAAGCCCGGCGGACUACAGCAUUGCGACUGCGCCGGAGGAUCUGGUCCAGUACCGCACGUUACUUCAGAUUCUGUUCCUGGCUAUACGACCGCACAUAUACAGUCCGCUGGAACCCAUCCUGCCUUCACUCUCCGCCAACAUUGCCAGCAUGGCAGUCGAGAUCGUCGCCAGACUCGUCGGGCCUGCUUUUCGGGCUCUAUGCGGGAAUCUUCACGGUGGUGGUGAUUUGCAAACCAGCAUGUCGCUUGCACAACCUACCGACUUCGCACUCAUCACCGCUACUCUGCAGGCUAUUCUAUCCAUACGAGGCGUGCAAAUCCCUCACAUACCCAUCUCCGACGCCACCACGAACUCCGGGAUGGUGCGCGGCGCGCUAAGCCUGUACAGCUGGUCCGAUCAGCUUGCGGAGGUUAUGGACAAUGAUCCCGUAUACGGUGAGAUUGCCGUCAGUGCGCUAGUCACCUUAUCCAGCAUCCCGCAGGUGGCUGAGCAGAUGGCACUCGAAGGGGUGCUUCUGCAGCUUUCGAACGCGAAUCUGAGCAACUACUUCCGCAAACCUGGUGGAAAAGGUCAGUGGGACGAGCCGGCCCGCAUGUACGGGAUAUGGACCGAUGGGUUUCUGCCAUUGUGCUUGAACUUGCUGGACGCUGUUGGCCCGGCGCUUGCAGGAGAAGUCGCGGCGUUCUUGAACUCAUUCCCGGAGCAGUUGGCGAGAGCGGAGAAGGCGUUUCAAAUGGACGCUCGUCGGAUACAUAGCGGCGAGGUCUCCCUCGGCAUGGUGAAGGAGCUGCACGCGCUUGUGCUUGUGGGGCUUACCAUACAAUCGGACGUUGCACGGGCGGCUGCAGAAGGGUUGGAUGCUGCGGAUGUACAGCCGCUGAGGUAUGAUGUGGAAAAUGCGAAGGCGGAGAUGCAGAAGCUGGCGAGACCGCAGAGGAGUUGGGCGGGUAGUUUGGUGGCGACGAAUGAGCGGGAGGCAUUGUGGGCAACGGGUGGUGCUAAAGGGGAGUAUGGGAGCGAGUUGGAGAGGCGGGUGGUGACGGAGGUGCGGGAGGUGCUGCGGCUGUUUGGGGAGUGAACAGCGUCACACAGCGCAUAUCUACCGCGAUGAGUUUCGAUUGCGAACAUAUGACCUCUACCCUUCAUCCAGAGUCUGUUUACCUGGUCAGUAAAGCCGACGUUCAACCGCAGAACGCGGUAUUCUAAGCGCUGCCGCCGAGCCUCAUAGCGUCAUGGUGCGUCAUGGGAGCACACGAGCUUGCACAUUUUCUGGAAGAAGCUCUAGAAGCUCGACUGUGCAGGUCAGGAACCAACUCGUACCACGCUUGAGGAGACAUUGAACAGCACAUCACACGACCAACACAGCCACACUCUACAACGCCUACGGAAGAGUUCAGGUAUACAA
Baudoinia panamericana UAMH 10762 is the source of this 5877-nucleotide messenger RNA. RefSeq lists its product as uncharacterized. The record is from RefSeq and is a predicted model, not a curated record. The transcript has 2 exons. Gene Ontology annotation, cellular component: nuclear pore inner ring. Gene Ontology annotation, molecular function: structural constituent of nuclear pore. Bases 1 to 5550 code for a protein of 1849 amino acids. Gene Ontology annotation, biological process: RNA export from nucleus; protein import into nucleus. Lineage: Eukaryota; Fungi; Ascomycota; Dothideomycetes; Mycosphaerellales; Teratosphaeriaceae.